UUUCAGUGUUGCAAAUAAACAUUGUCAAUCAAUAUACACCGUAAAAUUACCUGAUCGGAAAUUGAAAUACGCAGAAAACGACAUUGAACAAAGAGAAAUCGUUUCUGGCAUCUAUCCAUUUUCCUCGUAUAAUUCAGCAAGAAAACGGAGAAUUACUCAGCCCUUGAAUUGGGGAAGAUAGUGCGAUUUGUAAGUCGCAGCAAGAAGGAUUUGUGUCGUGCUUUUGUGCUUGGCUUUGCGUAUAAAUAAUUGGCUUUUAUUCAAGAAAACUCACGCGAUAUAACGAACAAUAGAGAAACCUUGGUAGAAGAAAGAUUUAGUCCUGAAGUAGUCUGAUUUGCCAAGCGAUAUCUACCUAUUUCUAGUUCAAUUCUACGGUUUAACUACAUGAAAUAUGUGUAUGCCCUGGGUCAGAUGCUUGCUGUUUGUGAUAUUAAUGUGUUUUACCGCAUCUAGCAGCGGUGUUGAACCUUCCACAAGCUGCAGCGCUAACACAGUUUUUGACAUCAUUUAUGAUUAUAAGGAUGACGUACAAGCAGUUUGGUCACCAUCAGUUCCAAAUGCAAACUACUCUGUAACAGUUUGCUGUAACUAUACGAAUCCGGAAAAAUCCGAAGAUAUUAAUGAAAAAUGUCCCAAAUGCCCAAAUUAUUCAACUCUUAAAGAUUCAGAAUGCAUUAAUCGCCCAAAGAAGAAAACUGAAUGUCCUUUUCUAAAAAAUUUAAAAAUGGAUACUAUAGACAUUAUAUAUGGCAAGUUGAUUAUCCAAAUUCCUGGAUGUUCAAAGAAACAUAUGGAAACAUCUAUAGAACCUAUUGCGGAUUACAUGAAGCUCAGGCCAGUCGAGAAGCUAACACUUCACAGAAAACAUGGUGGAUUCGUAGCAACUUGGGAUCAUUUAGAUGAUAUGGAAUUAUGUUAUUUCUAUAAUACAACAGAACUUUUAGACAAUGGGAAGAAACGAGAGCUUCCAGGAGGGAAAACUGAACUGAAAACAUUUUCUUCUUUGAACAAAUACGGCCGCUUUAAUUCCAACACACAUUAUGAAUUUUGUGUCAGGUUACGUUAUUGUAAAUUUGUGAAAAGUCCGCUGUCUGAGAUGAACUGUAAGAAAAUUAAGUUACCACCUUCUGCACCAUCGAAGUCCAUCAAGCUGUUGUGUGGUGUCAAAGGCUUCCCUGAUUGUCUUAUUGUUAAGAAUGAAAUGAAGCAAAAUGUCACUCUAAUUUGGAAGCUACCAGAGAAAAGUUCAUGGAAUGGGCAGCCAACAGUGAUAAUUAUUAAGAUUAUAGGUGAAGGCGAGAAUGAAAAUGACACCUAUUCUAAAACAAUUAAUGCAACAAGAACAAAUUACACAUUAACAAAUUUGAAACGAGAAGUCAUGUACACUAUAGAACUGACAUUUUGUAGCAAUGGUGGAAACGGGCCAAGUACAUCACUUACACUUCAUAAAGAUGUUGUCAAUGAAAAUGGCUCACUGAAAAAUGGAAAUGGUGUGGAUCCUGUGAUGUUGAUCAUAAUUUGUGUUGCCUCUGGUCUUUUGCUAAUAAUUGUUUCUGGCAUUAUAGGGCUCAUAUGUUGGAGAUCCAGAAAGCAUAGAUUGGAUUCAAUACCUGACCUACAUGUGCCAAGAGAAGGAGAAAGAAACCACACUGGUACUGAUCCUGGUUUAAAAACCAAUCCUUCAGAAUACAACUACAUCACAGAAGAAGAUCAAUUGGAUUUGUCAGACAAAACAUCUUACGAAAAACUGUCAUGUGACGGAUCCAGCUCAGGUAAGAGCAGUAAUGACAGUGUAACCUGCCCUCUCGUCCCACCCUCCCGUGAUACUGGCCGAGAUGACGUCACAUACUAUGCUGAGAGGUCUGGUGACAAAAAUGGUUACAUACGAUCAUCAAGUGAAGAAGGUACAAAUGUUUAAAUGUGCUUUAUAUCAUGCAUGCUUGUACAUCAGUACGCGGAGAUUGGUUGUACCAAAACCUGCUUAGGUAGUAUCUUUUUUUUUGAGCAAUCAGAAAUGGAUUCACAACUCUUUUUUUGCAUGACCUGAUGACCAUAUUUCCACUCGCAUAAGAGCUUGAUUUUCGGUGUUCCCUUUGAAUCUUUCCAAUAAGAAAGAACUUUCACAUUUGAUCAGAUCAGGAAAAAUUACAUUUGAUAUUUAAAAUAUACGCGUAACUGUAUAAAACCUACCAGGGGUGUAGGCUAGCUCCAGGCUAUGAGAUCGGAAGGACGCAUUACCAGUUUGUUCAAAAAAUUAUUUAUUAUGGAGGAUGUAUUAAGAAACAAACACUUAAUAUAUUCUCACCCUAUUAUAUAUUACCUAAAGAAGGUUUUGAGCAACCAAACACUUUAGUCUAUGAUAACUGACCAGCGGGAUAACACUGUGCGCUUUCCAACUACGGCCUAUCAGCACAACUGGUCUCUCUCUCAAAUGCGUAGAUAAAAUGUUCAAUUAAGUAGGAUGAUCCCAUAUUACUUCUAAAAAUGCCGAUUGUUUCUAAGUGCAGCAUUGACUGGACUGGUCAUCUACAAAAGCGGAAAGCUUGCAGUGUUUUCUAGCUAUGUGUUUAACGUUAGCAACAAAAACAUUGCUGCAGAAACAUUUUCUUUCUGUUUCCAACGAGAAACAGGUUUGAAAUUGUUUUGCAACAAUGCUUUUUAGUUACCAUGACAAGAAGUGGAUCUGAGUCAUUGUUUUUAAUGAUAUAAACAUCAAUUUAUUUCACUAAAUAUUUAAAGUCUUCUCAUUUAGCAUGAAUAAUAUUCGAGGUACUGUAUUCAACAAUUAAUGUGCAGUCUUUAGAUAUUUAAAGCCAUGUUACACGGUGCAAUUUUCCUUGCAAUUUGCCAUGCAAUUCUACUUUAAAGAGAUGUAAAUUAGUGAAGAGUCUUUAAAAUAUAAGCGCAAGAUUAAGCGCCAUGGAACGUAAUAAAGACAGAAGUUCGCUACUUGCCAAAUUUACAUCUGUCAAAAAAAGAAUUGCAUUGCAAGUUGCAAGAAAAAUUGCACCGUGUAACAUGCCCUUUAGUGUGAAAAUCAUUAUGUAACAUCGUAGAAUAAUUCAUUACAGCAUGUCACAUGAUACCUGAAGCCUACUGGUUUUCCACUAGCGUUAAUUUUCGGGGACAUUCUACUUUUGUUUCAGAGCUCUCGAACGCGACCAUUUGGAACAAAUUGCUCAAAUACAAAAGAAUAAAUUCGCUUCGCGCGAAAAAUAUUGCUAGUGGAAAGCCGGCCUUAGUUGAUGUUCGCGGGCAUAAAUAUGUUUUUGGUAAUUGCCAAAAUUUGUGCAUGAUGUAUUCUGGGUCGAGCCGAAAACAUUUUUAUUCCUAAGAACAUCAACUGUAUUGCAAUCAAUUUAGUAAUGUCUCGAAGCAAAUUUAUUUUAGAUUGAAAUUGUUUCUGCCUAAAGCGCUAGGUUGUAUUUUUAUUUCAAAAUACACGUAAUGCCGAAUAAAGUGAUUUCUCCAGAGGUUUCCUCUCAUCUAAACCAGGACAGGUAUCGACUGGGUAUGAAUUAUUCUACAAUUUUUAGAACUGAAAUCUUUACUCUUCCGGUAGUUAUGAAAGAAGAAAGUAGCAAUUUUAAUAUCGAUUUAAUUUUUGUUUUCACGAAAGAUGCGUUCUAUGCACAAGUUUCUUCAAUUUGCAUCAUCAGCGUUGUAUAUUAAGUACCACAAUUCAAUGCUACAGACGUAUUCGAAAGAUAGCAUAAGGCCUGUUCCAAGUUACCAAAUGCUUCAAAAUUUCAAUAUUAUUUGUUAAUUUUACUUUUCGCCUGGUGAAGAAACACGAAAACGCGACCAUUUGUUGUUUUCUAGUCAAAAUAAAAACAAAUGAUCCUGCAUGAAUUUUCGGCAGAAAAAACUGACUUGCUUCAGCGUAACUUGCAGUAGACCUCUUGCUAAGUUUCAAAUAGGUCUAUACCCUUUAUAAUGAAGUUGCAAUCUUUGACAGGUGGUAAAUUGUCCUAUGUUCGAUAUUUGACCAAAUUGGAGAUACUUUCAUUACACUUCAAAUCUGAAAACACGUACUUUCUUUUUGGUCCAUUUUCUUAUAACGGCAUGCAUGGUGUUCAUACCUUGAGUAAUUCACGGCCUAGUUCAUAUUGCAGUUCACUUUACUAGUUUGAUCAGGUUAUACUCUUAUAUAAUCCAUUUAUGACCGUUCCUCAAACACAAA
This is a messenger RNA of Dendronephthya gigantea, 4186 nucleotides long. RefSeq lists its product as uncharacterized. Gene Ontology annotation, molecular function: protein binding. The record is from RefSeq and is a predicted model, not a curated record. NCBI's taxonomy places the organism in Eukaryota, Metazoa, Cnidaria, Anthozoa, Malacalcyonacea, Nephtheidae. Bases 395 to 1921 code for a protein of 508 amino acids. The transcript is spliced from 10 exons.